Messenger RNA from Magnolia sinica, 951 nucleotides. RefSeq names its product aspartyl protease family protein At5g10770-like. Bases 1 to 951 code for a protein of 316 amino acids. Gene Ontology annotation, biological process: proteolysis. Gene Ontology annotation, molecular function: aspartic-type endopeptidase activity. The transcript is spliced from 2 exons. The record is from RefSeq and is a predicted model, not a curated record. NCBI's taxonomy places the organism in Eukaryota, Viridiplantae, Streptophyta, Magnoliopsida, Magnoliales, Magnoliaceae.
AUGGUGGUGAUGGCUGCUAUCAACAGCAAGAACCAAUCUUCAAACCCUGCUUACUCAUCUACCUAUGUCAGCCUCUCAUGCAACUCAGUCGAGUGCUCUCAGCUCAAUCUCCCAACAAGACGCUCCUCAUCAUCUACCUGCGCCUACCUCAAUCGCUACGGUGACGGUUCUCAAUCCAUUGGCUUCCUCUCCGGUGAUACACUGACGCUCUCCUCCUCCCACAUCUUCCUCAACUUCCAGUUCGGGUGUGGUCAGCAGAACGAGGGCCUGCUUGGCAGGACAGCUGGAUUGCUCAGGCUCGGCCGUGAUUCCGUUUCUUUAGUUUCUCAAACAGCAAACCGGUACGGUCGUGUUUUUUCUCACUGCCUUCCGUCUUCAGCGAAUUCGCCCGGACACUUGACUUUCGGCGCAAACACCAUCCCUUCCGGUGCAAAAUUCACGCCACUGCCGGCGGAUCAGAACAGCCAGUCAUUCUAUUUCCUCAUCUUGAUUGGAAUAAGCGUUUCAGGAAAGCCGCUGCCAAUACCGUCAUCGAUGUUCUCAUCACGUGGCAGCGUCAUCGGUUCAGGAACCGUCAUCACCCGACUACCUUCAUCGGCCUAUCGUAGGCUGAGGUCAGCAUUCCAGAAGGAGAUGUCAAAUUACACGUCGGCUACUUCUCCAUCGUCCGUACUUGAAACUUGCUAUGAGUUGGAUGGGGGCGAAACUCUAUCGGUUCCUUCGAUAAUGAUGCAUUUUGAAGGGGAUGUGGAUGUGAAUGUGGACUACUAUGGGAUUAUUUACCAGGAGACUGAGACGGUAGAUGAGGACGACUUCACGAUCAUUGGAAAUAGCCAGCAACUGAUGUUGGAUGUGAGGAUAGAGAAAGGGUAUAAUGGAGAGCAGUAUAGCAGACGGUAUGAUAUUGGUGACGGGAAGGGCUACAAGAGCAAAACGUCUUUCUGGAUUUGA